Molecule: messenger RNA, 1640 nt
Organism: Scylla paramamosain (green mud crab)
Lineage: Eukaryota; Metazoa; Arthropoda; Malacostraca; Decapoda; Portunidae
Product: 104 kDa microneme/rhoptry antigen-like
Exons: 5
Coding region: 479-1123 (214 amino acids)
Source: RefSeq, a predicted model, not a curated record
GCUGAUGCAGGGACGGAUUAUAUGUACGUUUAUACCGACAUCAUUUCUCCCUCGCGAUUUGGUAACCAACUAGUUAAUAUAUUAGACGUCAUACCACUCCCCGGCGACAGCACCAGUAAAGGUGCGAAUUCAGUUACGUAUAAACCACUUUCUGUAUCAACUAUAGAGAGUGUGGCUAUCAAAAUUGCUAAUCAAAGAGGCAAACCUAUUCAGUUUGAAGAUGGGGAAAACAGUGUUACUUGCGUGUUACAUAUAAGACCACGUUAACUUUGCGUCUCGGACGUAAAGUUUUGAAGAGAAUCGAUCAAGGUGGGAUAAUGGGUGGAGUGGAGGAUAAUGAAACAGGCAGGUGUUGCCUACUUCCGAGGCAAGUCACGCACCUCGCGACCAUCUGCGCGGGAAGCUUCAGUGUUUCCCCGCGCGGCAUGGCGGCCGGGACAAAGUGUUGACAAUGUUAUAGAAAAAAAAGAAAAGAAAAAUGGGUGUUCAUUGUGGAACAGCAGAGGCGCGGCUUUUAUGUGAAGUGUGUGGGAGAUGGCACACUAAUCCAUCCUGCCCCUCAUGUGUGGAAGACCAGUGUGAUUUAUGCGAGCGGUGUGGACUUCUGUUUCCACAUCCACCGCCAGAACACACCUGCGAAGUUGGCAAUCCUGCUUCUUCUGGCUCACACUCGAUUGAGGUUGAGCAGAACGGCGGCGUAGAAGGCCCACGUCGGCGGACGUCACAAGGCGACAUCCCACGCGGAGGCGGGGGAAGAGACUCGCCACGGCCGGGACCGAGUGGAUUAUCGGGGAACGUAUUCAAUUCUUCCGAGACUUCAAGUCCUUCACUACCUACACAAGACACGCCACAAGCGGAGGCGGACCACGAUGAGCGCAGCAUGGCAGGAGAGUCGGCGGAUGCAGACCUUGACGAGCGCGGGAUGCCGGAAGAGCCGCGGUUAAUUGACUCGAGGGAAAAUUUUAUGAGGAGCUUCACCAGACAUCAAUAUGACAUACCUGAUCAUAACGCAUCUCUUUCCGCUUUGAUAUCUAUCUGGGCGAUGCUGGGGGUAAGCGAAGCCGUGCUGACCAUGAGGAUGUCAAUGUGGAGAAAAUGUCAGAACCUGCAAAGAAGAAAUUGAUCUUUAGUGAUGACGACAUGUCGCCACUGCCGGCCAGCCCACCUCCUGACGCUCCAUCAGGACAGGAGUCGCAACAGCAGCAGCCGACAUCGCAGUCGAUUCCGCCACCUCAGGAGUCGCUGAUGCCACCUCCGACCGAAGCACAGCCGCAACGGUCAGAUGAGUCGACAGUAGGCGGCAAAGAGGGUCAGGAGGUGAAGAAGUCGCAGGAAAACAGAAAAAAAAAAAAUAUUCCCCCUAACACGCCAGAGGACGACAGCACACCAAAACUCCCCGUUGCUCCAGCCGCCCCUCGUAAGAAGCUGGUUCCUAGAGUUAUUAAAACUACGCCCGUCAUUGACAGCGAUGACGAUGAUCUCUUCGCCUUCAAUUCGCAAAUGUUUUGAAUGAAAGAGAUGUAUUUGCCCUAAUAAGCAAUGAGCUGUAUUUGUCCUAAUAAAAAUAAAAUGUUCCAUCGACUCUGCAUAACCUUUCUAAUAAUAAUAAUAAUAAUAAUAAUAAUAUUAAUAAUAAUAAU